UUCCCCGUAGCAAUCUUAACUCUGCUGCAUCUCUCUCUCCCUCUCUCUCUCUCUCUCUCUCUCUCUCUCUCUCUGUGUGAACUACACAGCCAGAUCGAGUAAAAAAGAUAGAAGGGAAAUCCAAUGGAGUAUGAGAGGAUUGACAAAGUUCAGACGGGCAUAAUUUCCCCUAGUAAAUUGAGGCUGAAACUCCUAGGACCUCACCAUCAGAAGAGGAAGGAUGGAACAAAUAAUAAUUCACCAAGAACAUCUCCAGCCAGGCUUGAUGAUGAUGCAGAGUUCGUGAAAAACAGCUUAUUAGCUUCCAAAAAUGGAGAUUUUGAUGAUGAAGGUGGCUCAAAAGAUUCUAGUGAACCUUCAGUUCACUCUGAAGCUCCCAGCAUCAAUUCUUCCUCUGUAAAACCAUAUGGAGAGGGAAUGUCAAAUUCUGGCCAAGGUUAUCAGAUUUGUUCCAGGCAGAAGGAAACUGGGGAUAUAAGUGGUAUCAAAGUUCAGCAUUUAUCAAGGGGUGUUAGUGGGAACUUGAGCACAGUUCACCCAAUGAAAUCUCAAGAAGAAGAUAGUACUGGUUAUGAGAGUAAUGCUAGUUCAUCAAACUUUGAGUUUCAUAAAGGUGAGAGGUCCUUACAGAAUCCCAUGGUGAGACAUUUCUCUCGAUCGAUACCUUCAAAGUGGAAUGAUGCUGAGAAAUGGUUGGUGAAUAAGCAACCAUUACACACUAAUCAUUCUAAGAAGAUGAUGUUGCAAAGCCAAGUGAACCGGCAAACAGCAACAAACUUGGUGAAGGUUGUCCCUGAAUACAACAGUUUUGAUCAAAAGGCAUCAGUUAUUCCAGUGGUGGAUACUAAGCCUAUUGAUUCCCAUCAUUCUGCUUCACAAGCAGGUUUGGAGAAGUUCUGUUUUACUAGUCCUGGGACUAAUCCUGUUUCAGGUCCAGCUAAUGCAGCAAUUGAUCUUUGUCCCCUCGGCAAAGAUGAGAAGGAAAUGGAUAAAAAGGAAUUAUCUGAUUCAUGGCAGUUUACCACAAAUACAGCAGUUUUUCCUAACAUAAGGUCCGUGGCAAUGAGAGACAUGGGAACAGAAAUGACACCUGUUACAAGCCAAGAGCCUUCAAGGACCACAACUCCUGUACGAGCAACCACCCCUCUCCGUAGCCCGACUUCCUCAAUUCCAUCAACCCCCAGAAGAGGAGCACCAGCAUCCACACCUAUGGAUUUCACCACAGACAAUAACGCAGAAUGUCAAAAAGAAGAUAACAAGAAACAGCUAUCGGAACAAGAAUUGAAGAUUAAGACAAGAAAAGAGAUUGUAGCCCUUGGUGUUCAACUUGGAAAGAUGAACAUUGCUGCUUGGGCAAGUAAAGAUGAGACUGAAAAGAAUGCUCAUUCAGUUGAACACAGUUAUGCAGAGGAACGGAUUAAAAUCGAAUAUGAAAACCGUGCAGCUGCAUGGGAAGAAGCCGAAAAAUCUAAACACACGGCCAGAUAUAAGCGUGAAGAGAUCAAAAUUCAAGCAUGGGAGAGUCAACAGAAAGCAAAAAUAGAAGCGGAGAUUAGGAGAAUAGAGGAUCAAGCUGAACAUAGGAGAACCCAUGCUCAAGAGAAGAUGAUGAGGAAGAUUUCAAUUGCAAGGCAGCGAUCAGAAGGAAAAAGGGCUGCUGCAGAAGCCAGAAGGAACAGGCAAGCAGCAAGAACUGCCGCACAAGCAGAUUAUAUCCGCCAAACAGGCCGGAUUCCACCAUCCCAUUUCAUCUGUUGUACUUGGGCAUCUUAAAAUUUUUGAAUGACUGAGGAAAUUGCCGUGUCGUACAAGCACCAAGUCAUAACAGUCUCUUUUCUACUCUUCUUUGGGCACAUAAUAUCUUUUAUGGUAAUCCUUUCGAACUCUGGAGAGGGUUCUUACUGU
This is a messenger RNA of Telopea speciosissima, 1905 nucleotides long. RefSeq lists its product as uncharacterized. The transcript is spliced from 6 exons. The record is from RefSeq and is a predicted model, not a curated record. Bases 124 to 1773 code for a protein of 549 amino acids. Lineage: Eukaryota; Viridiplantae; Streptophyta; Magnoliopsida; Proteales; Proteaceae.